This is a messenger RNA of Tachyglossus aculeatus (Australian echidna), 6785 nucleotides long. It is a transcript of the gene PLXNB3, whose product is annotated as plexin B3. Lineage: Eukaryota; Metazoa; Chordata; Mammalia; Monotremata; Tachyglossidae. Gene Ontology annotation, biological process: negative regulation of cell migration; semaphorin-plexin signaling pathway involved in axon guidance; regulation of GTPase activity. Bases 257 to 5989 code for a protein of 1910 amino acids. Gene Ontology annotation, molecular function: semaphorin receptor activity; protein binding. The record is from RefSeq and is a predicted model, not a curated record. Gene Ontology annotation, cellular component: semaphorin receptor complex. The transcript is spliced from 36 exons.
GAUCGGGCCCAAAGUGCGACCGUCCCAGGCCUCGGCUCCCAACUGGAGCGACCCCAGGACCCGGCCCCAUAGGGGAAACUUGGCCCAGCUCUGCCCGGACCCAGCCGACACCCAGCCUUGCAGGAUGAUGUCCACUACUACCACGGCGGGCCAGCCUGGGGUGCCCAGGGGCAGCUGAGUAGAUCAGACACCCCCCCAUCCCACCCCCGGCCCCGGAAGCCUGCUGCCAACUGGGCCCACCUGCGUGAGCCUCGCCAUGCUUGCCCGGUCCCACCUCCGCUUCCCGCUGCUCCUGCUCCCGCUCCUCUUCCUGCUCCCCGUCCGGCCGGGGCUGGGCCGCGCUCGCCGCUUCAGCGCCCCCGAAACCUCCUUCAACCACCUGGCCCAGGACAGGGAGACGGGCACCCUGUACGUGGGCGCGGUCAACCGCCUCUACCAGCUGCGGCCUGACCUGGAGCUGGAGGAGGAGGUCCUGACGGGGCCCGUGAUGGACAGCCCCGAGUGCCUGCCCUUCAAAGACGACGCAGACUGCCCGCAGGCCCGCCUCACCGACAACGGCAACAAGCUGCUGCUGGUGAGGGAGCGCAAGGGCGAGCUGAUCGUCUGCGGCCAGGUGUGCCAGGGCACCUGUGAGAAGCGCAGCCUGGCCAACGUGAGCCACGUGCUCUACCGGAGCGAGGACCCCGGAGACUACCAGUUCGUGGCGGCCAACGACGCGAGGGUGUCCACGGUGGGGCUGGUGGGGCGGUCCCGGGGCCGUGAGCUCCUCUUCGUGGGGCGGGGGCUGACGGCCAAGCUGUCGGGCGGCAUCCCCCCCAUCACCAUCCGCCAGCUGGAGGAGCCCAAUGCCUUCUCGAACGAGGGCCUGGGCCGCCUCGUGGUGGGUGACUUCUCCGACUACAACAACAGCUUCGUGGGCAUCUUUGCCAGAGGCAACUACGUCUACUUCCUGUUCUUCCGACGCGGGGCCAAGGCCCAGCAUUUGGAGUACCGCACCUACAUCUCCCGCGUCUGCCUCAACGACACCAACCUCUAUUCCUACGUCGAGGUGCCCCUGGAGUGCCGACGGGACGGCGCCCGCCGCUACGACCUGGCCCAGGCCGCGCAUCUGGCCCAGCUGGCCCCCGAGGGCACCGCCACGCUGCUGGUGGCAUUCGCCGCCGGCCCGGCCCCCGCUGCAGCCCCGCCGGCCGACACCGCCCUGUGCGCCUUCGGCCUGGACGAGGUGGACGCCCGCAUGCAGGAGGCCCGGCGGUUCUGCUACACGACCAAGGGCUGGGGGCCCGAUGGCAGCGAGAAGGCGGCUAUCGAAUAUGGUGUCAUGUCCUACUGUGCCAUGCUGCCCGUGGACUCACCCGAUUCAUACCCGUGCGGGGAGGAACACACCCCCAGCCCCAUUGUCAGCCGCCAGCCCCUCAAGGCGGAACCACUGCUGAUGAACAUCCGUCACCUCACCGCCGUGACCGCCGUGGCCGAGGCCGGACACGUUGUCGUCCUCCUCGGGGAUGCCCAGGGCCAGCUACACAAGGUGUUCCUGAAUGGCUCGGAGGGUCAGGUGUACAGCUCGGUCCCCGUGGGGCCGCCGGGCUCCCCCGUCAACCCCGACCUGCUUGUGGAUGUCAAUGGGAGUCACAUCUACGUCAUGACGACCAAUCAGGUAGACAAGGUACCCAUUUCGGACUGCCCGGCAUUCCGAGACUGUGACACCUGUCUCCAGGCCCGUGACCCCUUCUGUGGCUGGUGUGUCCUGAUGGGAAGGUGCAUGCGGAAGUCAGAGUGUGAGUACUCUGAGCAGCCGGACCAGUGGCUGUGGAGCUAUGGAUCGGAGAGCCGCUGUCUGGCGGUUCUCAGGGUGGCGCCCACCAACUGCACCCGCGAAAAGGAGACCCAAGUGACCCUGGUGGUGCCGCGUCUCCCCUCCCUGGACCCCGAGGAGUAUUUCCACUGCACAUUUGGGGACCACGAAAGCCUGGCAAUUGUCCAGGGCCCCGAGGUGUCCUGCUCCUCUCCCUCUGAUGACCAAAUGCCAGCCAACGAGCCAGGCAAAGACCACGUGACAGUGGCCCUGACUGUGAUGUUCAAGGAUGUGGUCGUGGCUGCCACCAACUUCACUUUCUAUGACUGCGCUGCUAUCCCACAGUUGGCUGUGGCCUCCCCUUGUAGCCGGUGUGUCAGUAGUCCGUGGCAGUGCCACUGGUGCCUCAGGACUUCCCGUUGCGUGUCUGGUGAGGGGUGUCCGGAUGGGGAGAGGACCAUCUACAACCAGGAUGAGACAGAACUCCAGACUCGAGGCCCCGGGGCCUGCCCCCACAUAGAGGGCUUGGAGGGCUCCUCGCUGGUGGCGGUCGACUGGCAGGCGCAGCUCACUCUGCGGGCCCGGAACCUCCAGCACUACCAGGGACAGGGGCUCUAUCACUGCUGGGUCGUGGUGCUCGGCGAAGAACUGAGGUUGGAGGCCACUCUGGAGGGAGAAGGAGAUGCCCAGCGGAUCCGGUGUCAGGCUCAGGAGUCCGUCCGUUUGUCCCUCCAUCCCUCCCUCCCUCCACAGUUUGGCUUCUCGCUGCCGCAGAAGGAGCUGCAGGUGCCCCUGUACGUCACCUGGGGUGCAGGCGCCCAGCGGAUCGAUGACACCGGCGAUCUCCAUGUGACCCUGUAUGACUGCACAGUGGGCCAUGAGGACUGCAGCCACUGCCAGGCAGCCAACAAGAACUACGACUGUGUCUGGUGUGGGCUAGGGACCCCCAGCUGCCUCUAUAGGUCCCUGUGCCACCCAGAUGCCAUAGAGUCCCUAUGCCCCACCCCCAUCAUCCACUCGAUUGAGCCCCUGACGGCCCCCCCGGAGGGCGGUACGCCCCUCACCAUCGUGGGCACCAACCUGGGCCGGCGCUUCGAGGAAGUGGAGGCCACGGUGACCGUGGCUGGCCGGCCCUGCCAGGCCGACCCCAACCAGUACCGCAUCUCAACCCGGAUCGUGUGCAUCGUGCCCCCUGCAGCCAAGGGCACUAUUGGCCCCGUGGAGGUUGCCAUCGACGGCCACCCCUCCCCGGGCGUCUCUGCCCAAAACUUCACCUACCAGGACCCCGUCCUGCAGAGCCUGAGUCCCUGGAGGGGCCUCCAGGCGGGUGGCACGCGGCUUACCAUCCGUGGCCGGUUCCUGCUGACGGGCGGCAACAUCUCGGCCUUUGUGGGAGACCUGCCCUGCCAUAUACAGGAACCCGUUUGCCCCGAGACCAUCAUCUGCCUGACCAGCCCCAGCCCCGCUGUGGCUAAGCAGCCCGUGAGGGUGUUGUACGGCCUGGCCGAGAGGCUGCUGACCACCGACCUUUUCCACUACUCCGAGAACCCGAAACUGCUCCAGGCAGAGCCCUCCGUCAGCUUCCUCGGAGGGGGCCGGUUGAUUAAGGUGAACGGGACCCUCCUGGACAUGGUGGAGCAGCCCCGGUUCUCAGUGUGGCUGGAGGAAGGCGGGGACAGCCAGCGGAGACGCAGGAGCUGCGGGGGGACGGAAGAGCAGACCUCGGCCCCGAUGCGGCCCUGCAGCAAGCUGGAGAGCGGCCUGCUAGAGUGCUCAGAGCCGUGUGCCACCGACUCGCCACAGCUGUUGGUCUGCCCCAGCCCCGCGGUGCCCAGUAAAGGAGCGCGCCUGGUCCGGGCAUUCUUCGUCCUGGACAACCUGAGGGUCAACUUCAGCGACGUGAGCGGGGAGGACUUCCGCUACGUAGACAACCCCCGGCUCCGGGGGCUGAACCGGGACGGCGCCGCCCGCCCCUACCACCUCAAGCCGGGCAACGUGCUGGAUGUGGAGGGCGAAGGCCUGAACGUGGGGAUCAGCAAGGAAGAAGUGAGGGUCCAGAUCGGGGACGGCGUGUGCACGGUGAAGACAUUGACCCACACCCACUUGUACUGCGAACCUCCACUCCAGCCCCCUCAGCCCCUCAACAGCUCCUCCCGGCUGCCCGAGUUCAUCGUGCAGAUGGGAUACCUGCGGCUGGACCUGGGCCGGGUGCAGUACGACACGGAGGCCACCCUGUCCCCCUUCCCCGCCGAGGCCCAGAUGGGGCUCGGGGUUGGGGCCGCCGUGCUGGUCUCCAUCGUCCUUCUGGUCAUCCUCAUGUACAGACGGAAGAGCAAGCAGGCCAUGCGAGACUACAAGAAAGUUCUGGUGCAGCUGGAGAACCUGGAGACCAGCGUGGGGGACCAGUGCCGCAGGGAAUUUACAGACCUGAUGAUAGAGAUGACGGACCUGAGCAGCGACUUGGAGGGCACCGGGAUCCCCUUCCUGGACUACAAGACCUUCACUGAACGCGCCUUCUUCCCCGGCCACGCGGGCUCCCCGCUGCGCUACAGCUUGGACGUGCCCGAGGGGCGCCGGCCCACCGUGGAGCAGGGGCUCACCCAGCUCUCCAAUCUGCUCAACCACAAACCCUUCCUCAUCAAGCUGAUCCACACGCUGGAGAAGCAGCCGACGUUCUCCCAGCGGGACCGGUGCCACGUGGCGUCCCUGCUCUCCCUGGCCCUCCACGGGAAGCUAGAGUAUCUGACGGACAUCAUGAAGACCUUGCUGGGGGAUCUGACCUCUAACUACGUCUCCAAGAACCCCAAGUUGAUGCUGCGAAGGACCGAGACUGUGGCGGAGAAGCUGCUGACCAAUUGGAUGUCCAUCUCCCUCUACUCCUUCCUGCGGGAAGUAGCUGGGGAGCCUUUGUACAUGCUGUUCCGGGCCAUUAAGUACCAGGUGGAUAAGGGCCCCGUAGACGCGGUGACGGGAAAGGCCAAGAGGACCCUGAACGACAGUCGGCUGCUGCGCGAGGACAUCGAGUUCUGCCCGUUGACCCUGACCGUUCUGGUCAAGGACUCUGGGAGCAGCCGGGAGGCCCAGCGGGUGCCUGUCCGCGUCCUGAACACGGACACCAUUACCCAGGUCAAGGAGAAGGUGCUAGACCAGAUCUACAAAGGCACUCCCUUUUCCCAGAGGCCCCCUGUGAACUCCCUGGACCUGGAGUGGCGCUCGGGCUUGGCCGGUCACCUGACGCUGUCAGACGAAGACCUGACGUCCGUGACCCAGAACCAGUGGAAACGCCUCAACACCCUGCAACACUACAAGGUCCCGGAUGGAGCAACGGUGGGGCUCAUUCCCCGGCUGCACAAUGAUGUCUCACAAGGCAAAAGCCAGAGCAUCCUCUCUGGGGAAGACACCCCGAUGCUGGAGGAUGGCGAGGAGGGUGGCAUUCAGCUCUGGCACCUGGUGAAGUCCACGGAGGAGCCUGAAGUGCCCAAGCAGCGGCGCAGCAGCCUGCGGGAACAGGAGCGAGCCAAGGCCAUCCCAGAGAUCUACCUCACCCGCCUGCUAUCCAUGAAGGGCACACUGCAGAAGUUUGUGGAUGACACCUUCCAGGCCAUCCUGAGCGUAAACCGCCCAGUGCCCAUUGCCAUCAAGUACCUGUUCGACUUCCUGGAUGAGCUGGCGGAGAAGCACAGCAUCGAGGACGAGGAGACGCUCCACAUCUGGAAAACCAACAGCCUGCUGUUGCGCUUCUGGGUGAACACCCUGAAGAACCCCCAGUUCAUCUUCGACGUGCGGGUGUCUGACAACGUGGAUGCCAUCCUGACCGUCAUCGCGCAGACCUUCAUUGACUCCUGUACCAUCUCUGAGCACAAAGUGGGGCGGGAUUCUCCAGUGAACAAGCUGCUGUAUGCCCGGGAGAUUCCUCUCUACAAGCAGAUGGUGAAUAAGUAUUAUUCUGACAUUCGGGAAAACACACCCGCCAGCUACCAGGAGAUGAACUCGACCCUGGCGGAGCUGUCUGGACAUUAUGCUUCCGACCUGAACUGCGUAGUGGCCCUGCAGGAGCUUUACAACUACAUCAACAAGUAUUAUGACCAGGUCAUCGAAGCCCUGGAGGAAGACCAUGCGGUGCAGAAGAUGCAGCUGGCCUACCGUCUGCAGCAGAUCGCUGCCCUGGUGGAGAACAAAGUCACCGACUUGUGAGGGGGACCCCGCCUGCCAUCGCUCCCUGCCCCACCCAAACCGGCCCAGCCUGACCCCGCUCGGUCUGCUGCGGCCUGGGCUGCUGGAAAGGGAUCCCCGAUCCCCCGGGGAGGGAGUCCUGGGCCCUGGUCCCAGGGAGGGGACGACAAAGCUGGGGUAGGGCAGAGGGAAGGGACGGGCUUGGACCAAACUAAGGGGAGUGGGCUUUGAGGAUACCCUUCCUCGGAGCAGGGCCAGCCGGGGCCAACCAGUUUGGUGCCUUAUGUACUGCUGUGGGCGAUGGGGUGGGAUCCCCAGGCCCUUUAAUCGACUUUUCUACUGAACGUGGUUAUCUCCCAGAGGCAACCCGCCUGCUCCGUGUCCUACUCCCCAACCCCGGAUGGAGCUCUCCAGGGGUGAGGGGCUGGGCCAGGAUGGGACCACCCCCAAAAGUCAGGGGAGGACUGCACGGUUGCCAGCAGAAGGGGGAGGAGGGUAUUCAUGGGCAGUGUAUUUAUUUCCACUGGGGUGGGGGGCGGAGAUGGUGGCUGACCUUGACCCAUAGGCCCCCAAGGAGCAGGGGUUUGGGGGACACACUAUUCAGAGCAGGCUCUGUGGGCCCCCCCAAUUUUCCCAGGGUCAGAAUGUGGACUACCACCUUCUCCUCUCUUCCUCCCCCCGGGCCUGUAGGGUACUCACUGAAGGUGGGGAGAAACCAUUUUGCCUUACUGUAUAGAAAACAGACCUUUUGUUCUCCCCUCCCAGCUCGGUAGGGCGAUGUUUUUUUUCCCCUAACUUAUACAGUUCACUGUGUGUA